AUGAAGGAGAACUCUGUGUGGUGCUGCAGUGAAUGUGAUAAGGUUCAGUCGUCCAUGGUGGCACUUGUGGAUUUCCCUGUAGUUGAGAUGGACUCAGCUCAGGCUCCACUGUUGCCUGCUAAGUGGCCCCCUCCCAACUCUGUUCUCAAUAAUGUUGCUUCUCAUUUACUCACCGCAAAUGCCCCGUUGAGCUCUGGACACUCUUCCAUGGAAAAACAUUCAUAUUAUUUAGUUGAGGUGAACAGCGAUGGAGAGAUGCGGUACGGUAUCUCUGUGCGCGUAUUCACGUAA
Molecule: messenger RNA, 291 nt
Organism: Darwinula stevensoni
Lineage: Eukaryota; Metazoa; Arthropoda; Ostracoda; Podocopida; Darwinulidae
Source: the annotation of a GenBank genome assembly